Messenger RNA from Paramecium sonneborni, 1138 nucleotides. NCBI's taxonomy places the organism in Eukaryota, Ciliophora, Oligohymenophorea, Peniculida, Parameciidae. The record is from the annotation of a GenBank genome assembly.
AUGAUUAAUUAUAAUUAAAUAUAUGUUGCAGUUCGCAUUAAAGCAUUUCUAAAUGUUUAAGACAUAAAUUAAAGUUGUAUAUCAUCCUUCACAGAUGUAUUAAUAUUACUAAUUAAAAUAUUAGAAAUCAAUAGUUAUAUCCAAAUCUGAUCUUUAUGAAUAAUAAUAUGAAUUUAAUCAAAUUUUUGAUACACAGUGUGAUCAAGAAUAAAUUUAUUUGUGUGUUCUCCAUCCUAUGGUUUAAGAAGCUUUGAAAGGAAUAAGUUCAAAUUUAAUUAUUUAUGGUUCAUAAGGAAGCGGUAAAACAUAUUCUCUUUUUGGAACUAUUGGCUCUUUUUUUACCUUAAAAUAAGGUUUAAUCAGCUUAGAAAGUGGUAUUGCAAUAAGAAUGAUUCAUGUAAAUAUUUAGAAUCUAUGUUUUUAGUAUUUACACUAAUUAAAAUAACUAUAAGAGUUAAGAAUUUAUAUAAUUGAUAAUGAAUUAAUUAUUAAUCAUUUAACUACGAAUUCAUAGUCUAAUUGGAUAGAAUUAGCUAAACAAUUAUAUGAAGUCAUUCAAAACCUUAAUGAUUCCAUUGUUCACGUUAUUAUAGAAAUAAAAACGAUGCUAAAUUCAAAAAUUAAAAUCAUUUAAAUUGGAUCCAUAAGCAAAGGAACUUCAGGAUAGAUGGUUACUCAUAAUAAGAGCAUUUUUACAUUACAUAGAUGUAUUCAGUGUAUAUUAGAUUAAUAAAAAUUAAAAAAAAUAGUUUAGAUGCAAAGAAUAUAUAUACCCUUUAGAGAAUCAAAAUUGACUAAUUUAUUAUCAAAUUCUUUUUUAGGAUAAGCAUAGUUAAAAAUUAUUCUUUGUUUAGCUCCUACUAAAAUAGAUGAUGCUUUGGGUACACUUUAAUUUGGAUAAUAAUUUCAAUAAAUCAAAAUUAUUAAAGAAUAAUAAGCUUAAUUAUCUAUUUAAUAGUAAUUUUAAACCCAAUCAUAACUUUAAUUAAAUGAAUUUAAUUCAAUGACGACUUAGAGCUAAACUCAGGAGAUGUUACCAAUUCAUUAUCAUUUAUAAAAAAUUUAAGAAUUGAAUGAUAAAUACGAAUCCAUUAUUCACUACUUACAAUAAAAAAUAAUUAAAUAUAAAAAUAAAUGA